Molecule: messenger RNA, 1041 nt
Organism: Volvox carteri f. nagariensis
Lineage: Eukaryota; Viridiplantae; Chlorophyta; Chlorophyceae; Chlamydomonadales; Volvocaceae
Gene: jtpnB9-2b
Exons: 4
Coding region: 1-1041 (346 amino acids)
Source: RefSeq, a predicted model, not a curated record
AUGGCCCCUCCAGUUAAAACAUAUCCACGUUACCUCUGCCGCGGUCGACUGUAUGCGUUGUCGAAAUUUGAAAUUACGUGUGUGUCCUGCGAACGCAAGUAUCAUAGCACGUCUCAUGCAUAUAAUCUCGUCAUCAUGCAUCAGUGCGUCCAGCCUCAUGGUGGUAAUAAUGGCAAAGAGCUUUUUGGCCUCGAUGCCGUGGCUCCUAAAGAGAUGGUCGCUGGACGCAGUGAGAAAUUGCUGCAAUACAUUGCCAGGUACUAUGUAGGGUUAAAAUUUGCGACGUCCAAUAUGAUGCAGAUGAAUCUCCUCAGCAACAAGCUCCCGUUGCGGCGGGCCCUUUGGUGGUUGGUGCGGGAGCACAGGCGCAAGCUAACAAACCGGACCAAACAGGUGACGGAUCACCUGGACACAUUGGGACGGAUGGAGAGGUGGAGAUCCGUAUUGUUGCCACUGAAGAAGCAACGGUUGGCGACGGAGGUGCAGAUGAUGAAGCAAGGGGUGCAGUGUAUGAGUCGGAGGAUGAUGAUGGUCCCCUUGCAUGUGCACAGGCUCAAGCUAACCAGCCGGAUGAAACAGGUGCUGGCCAAGUGCUGCCUCAGUGAGCUGUGGUGCCAAGAUGUGUGGGUGCAGCCGGGUUUGCUGUUGGGGUCAAAGCCGGUCAGUGGUAUACAUCUCACAGGCAGGUUCUUGGAGAAGCUCAUGGCCAUCAAGCUCAACAACAACGUGGAACUCACUGCAUUCGAUAGCAACAAGCCUAAGACAUCACAGGCCUGCUGGUUCAUCACCCAGAGAUGCAACUCCAGCGACAAAAUGUGGGUGGGGAAGGUGCUGGGCUUGUACCACUACAGGUCGCCAUUGAACAGGGAUAAGUUCGAUGUGAUGCUGGAGGUCGAAUGGCAUGCUCCCCUGCUGGGGAACAACAGUGAUGCCGAAGUUGCGGUCGACCAGUUCAUGAAUGUCCCCUUGGUGGACGCCAGGGCUGCCAGUGUGUCCAACACAGGCCCUCGCUACUACCUGGCUGAGGAUGUUGCGCCUUGA